Molecule: messenger RNA, 2792 nt
Organism: Ctenopharyngodon idella (grass carp)
Lineage: Eukaryota; Metazoa; Chordata; Actinopteri; Cypriniformes; Xenocyprididae
Gene: foxg1a
Product: forkhead box G1a
Exons: 2
Coding region: 446-1696 (416 amino acids)
Biological process (GO): regulation of transcription by RNA polymerase II
Cellular component (GO): nucleus
Molecular function (GO): DNA-binding transcription factor activity; sequence-specific double-stranded DNA binding
Source: RefSeq, a predicted model, not a curated record
CAAAUUGAGGACGCAUGGAUAUGUUGAAACAGCACUCUACAAUUAUCAAAAAAAAAAAUUGAUUGAGGUUAUGUGGUCUGUUUUCUUGGUAGGAGUUUGCUUGGGGAAAUGAAAGCCAUUGUUGACUAGGCAUGAGCAUUGGUGGAUCUUGUGUAUCCUUACGCACUGGAACAGGCGCUAAGAACUGCUCAAUGAUUGGCUGCACGGUUAAUACUUAUGCUGCUGUGGUUGGCUGCAGUCUCUAAAAAGGUUCAAGCAAUUUUUUUACAGCUUAGUGUCUGUGGCUCCGUAAUUAAUUGUAGCUAGCUGUCUCAUAUCGACGUGUUUUUAAGGAACAUGAAAUAGUUCUUGUGUUUUUUAAUUAGAGGAGUUGCCAGAGCAAGAGAUUUGAAGUCCAACUGCUGCUGCUGCUGCUGCUGGUUGUUGCUACUCUAUCUUACUUGUGAUGUUGGAUAUGGGAGAAAGGAAAGAAGUCAAAAUGAUUCCUAAAUCAUCGUUCAGUAUAAACAGUCUGGUUCCCGAAGCCGUCCAAAGCGACAACCAGCACCACCACCACCACCAACACCACAGAACGGUUCAUGAGGAAGAAGAGAAAACUCCGUUACCUGCCCAAGUACAGGAGCAAAAGUCGGAGAACACUUGCGCUAAAAGUGACAAUUCAUCCCACGACUCCUCGUGCACGGACGAGAAGGAGAAGCAGGAAGAAAAAAGGGACUCGAAAGACGGUGAAGGAGGCAAAGAAGGCGACAAGAAAAACGGCAAGUACGAGAAACCACCUUUUAGCUACAACGCUUUGAUUAUGAUGGCCAUUCGGCAGAGUCCGGAGAAGCGAUUAACCCUUAACGGCAUUUACGAGUUCAUUAUGAAAAAUUUCCCGUAUUACCGGGAGAACAAGCAGGGAUGGCAGAAUUCCAUUAGACACAACUUGAGUUUGAACAAAUGUUUUGUCAAAGUGCCCCGGCAUUACGAUGACCCCGGGAAGGGGAACUACUGGAUGCUUGACCCCUCCAGUGACGACGUGUUCAUUGGCGGCACGACGGGCAAACUUCGGCGGAGAUCGACCACUUCUAGGGCAAAGCUGGCGUUUAAAAGGGGCGCGAGGCUUACUUCCACCGGACUGACAUUUAUGGAUAGAGCUGGCUCUUUAUAUUGGCCCAUGUCGCCGUUCCUCUCACUCCACCAUCCGAGGGCGAGCAGCGCGUUGAGUUACAACGGUACGUCGUCGGCUUACCCUAGUCACCCAAUGUCCUAUAGCACAAUGUUGACUCAAAACAGUUUGGGGAACAAUCACUCUUUCCCGGCCUCCAAUGGCUUGAGUGUUGACAGACUCGUGAAUGGAGAGAUUCCGUACGCCACACACCACCUCACAGCGGCCGCUUUGGCCGCCUCAGUGCCAUGUGGGCUCUCCGUACCCUGCUCCGGGACGUACUCUUUGAAUCCGUGUUCAGUCAACCUGCUCGCGGGCCAAACCAGUUAUUUCUUCCCCCACGUCCCUCACCCAUCCAUGACCUCCCAGAGCAGCACGGUCAUGAGCUCCCGAGCCACCUCUUCCUCCUCCCCGCAAACGGCCUCCUCUCUCCCGUGUGACUCCUUGAGGCCUUCCCUACCCAGUUUUUCCUCCGGACUUUCCAGCGGACUUUCUGACUACUUCACACAUCAGAAUCAAGGGUCAACAUCAAAUCCACUUAUACACUAACUAGCAUCCACAGGAUCAGACUAUGUCUGGCAGUGUGUGCUGCAGUAGCCUGAAUCCACCCUGUGAUGCGUUACUCACCCAUGCUGAGAAUGUUUACAGUUGUAAUCAAGGUCCAUGUAACUUGUUUGUGAAAUGUUUUGCCUUUAUGUUUUAGAGGUGCUAUACAAUUUGCAAAUAGUAGGGCAUGAAGUCACAGUUUGAUUAAAUUGCUGUCAGUACAAAAAGGAAAGAAAAAGAAAACAGAAGCAUUGUACAAAACCAAGACUAUUAUUUUGCAUCCCCUUUCUAGAAGGAGUUUAAUUUUUCUCUCUUUAGACAAUCUUUAUUAAUUUAAAUAAUAGAAAAGAAAACCUUGGCAUUGUGCAACAAUUUGCUUUGCAUAUGAAGAUCUGUAUAUUUUCUAUAUUUUACAAGCAAUGUUUUGUGACAUUUUGUUUGUUGUCAUGACAGUAUUCCCCUGUUGCUAAUGUUUUUGCUGUAAAGAAGGAAACAUGCUGAUCUACUGUGACCCAGUAAAUUGUUACUUUGGGAGAUAAAAACAUAUCUGUUGUCGUUAAUUCCUUUGGGGAGAGAAGCCUUUGCAUGACCGCUGAAGCUUCUAGAUUUCUGUAUAACCUGAAAUGUUUCCCAACAUUUGGCCAGUUUGCUGACAGAAAUGAGUCUGAUGCAUAAAUAAUAUCAUAUUUGUGUGUGACAGCUUGUAAACUUAAGGAAACCUUGAACAAAGGUCUCCUUAGACACACACACACACACAUACGGGUGGAUGCAAUAGACCAGUGUCACAGCAGCUAUUUUAAUGAGAGCUCUCAUGCAUUUAUUCAAAAAAUAAACAUGUAUCAGGCCAUGGCACAUUUCCCUCAUGUGAUGUGAGAGGUUUAAGCUUGCACACUUUCAACACCCAAAGGCUUCACUCACUAUAGACAUUACAGGUCUCCAGAGAUAUCAUCUUGAGGGUGUCUUUUAUUGUCUACAGUUUUGAAAGUAAACAACACAUGUCUCAUUCAAAGAGAACUAAUACAUCAUAAUGAGGGCUUUUCGUUGCUUUCCUAGGUGAGAAAACAUCAUAAUGGAAAUGUGUGAUAAAACAUGCAUAUAU